This is a messenger RNA of Lymnaea stagnalis (great pond snail), 2808 nucleotides long. NCBI's taxonomy places the organism in Eukaryota, Metazoa, Mollusca, Gastropoda, Lymnaeidae. The record is from the annotation of a GenBank genome assembly.
AUGUCCUACAAGUGGGAAACGCUGAAACCAAUGCCAUCAAAAAGAGUAUUUGCAUCACCACUUGUGCAUGAGGAUAAUCUCUAUAUAAUUGGGGGAUGUGAUGAGAAAGGUGUUCCGUUGGACUGCUUCGAAAUGUUCAAUUUAAAGCAGAAGAAAUGGCACAGGCUUCAAAACAUGCCCACAAAGAGAGCUGCCCCCGCUAUCGCCGGUAUCGGUAAUAAAAUUGUUGCAGUGGGAGGUGUAUCUGAAUCUCAGAAUCCAUUGGAAGCUAUUGAAAUUUUUGACUUGACUGAGAAAAAGUGGACAGUGGCUGACCCACUGGGAGAAAAGCUUCUUGGUAUAUCCUGUGUCAUUAGAGGUAAUGACUUGGUAGAGGGUCGUAAUUGUUCUAUUGUAAGUUUUAAUUAAAAGUGAAUAAAUAUCUUUUUACAAAUUUCUGUCUUGGUUGUAUAACUCUAAAGUUAUUUAAUAUACAGUGUUAAUUAAUAUUUAAUCAUACUAUCUCAAACCUCCAAAUUUUCUAGCUCUUCCAUUUUUUAUAUGCUCACAAUGGAUGAACAAGGGCUUAUGACAUUGCCAGUUAGUUAAUAUUUUAUAUCCACAAAGUGUUUAGAGUAAAAAAUAAGGUUAAAAAAUAAGGUUUAUAAGACUUAAUACCUUCUUAGUCAAGUCAUAUGAAAUUAAUUCCAUGUCUUUAAUUUAAAUAAAGAAAUCUGUAUGACUACAGUUAGAAUAAAUAACCAAUGAAUUAUCUUUAAUUACAAUUACAUAUAAAUUGCUAUCAAAUUCAUCAUCAGAGUCAUUUUUUUUUUUAAAACAUAGGUGUAACAAUAAUAAAAAUUUGACGUUAACUUUAAACUAGCUAUUUUCAUUUAAAGGUUGUAAUUUAUCCAUUUGGGAAGGACGUAAAUAUGUUAGAAUGUGUGCGCUGCUAAGGCAAGAUUAUUCAUGAUAUUUUUUUCUUGUUACUAUGUUACAGAGACAUCAGUUGGCAUCAGGUGGAUGUAAAGGUUAAAAUCAGUCAACGUCAUUAGGCAUCUUGUACGUACACUGUAAAGUGCAGUAAUUUUUAUUUUAAAUCUUUAAAUAAUUUUCUCUAACAGAAAAUAAAGCCUAUUUCAUGGGAGGAAUGGCUGCAGAUACCACCCCUAGUGACAUGUUAGUGGAAUUAGAUUUGGAGACCAACAAAUGGCAGAAACUGGCACCAUUACUGACGGCGAGAUAUGCCACUUUUGCAUUUCUUAUUCAGGACAAGAUAUAUUUGUUAGGUAAUAAAUAAGGAUGAUGUUAAAUUAAAUGGCAGAUUUGUAAAAUAUUAUGUGUUGCUAAUGUUUAUACUAAUAGUGAAUAAAAACUUAUUCAAUUAGAUGUAAUUACCUCUCAUUGUUAUACUUAAACUGCAAUUUAAGAGACUUUUAUGGUACCGUAGUUAGUGAAUGAUUUGAAAUGGUCCGUAUUGGAGGUAUAUUUAUUUAUGUUUCAUAUUUAAUCAUUUUUGUGCGUGUUAUUUUUUAUUAGGUGGCAGACAAGGAAAAAUCCCAACUACAGCUUUUGAAGUUUAUGACUUCAGCACAAAGAAAUGGUCCAAACUACCUGAUAUUCCUUCCAAACGUGUAUUUGCAAUGUAUGCUACAAAUGGUCAACAAAUUCUCAGUGUUGGGGGCUUGUUGCAGCCAGCUAGUCAAGGUUUUUCUGAUGCAUGUGAGGUUUUUAAUAUUGAAAAGGGUAAGGCACCAUCUGCCUUUUUUUACAUACUCUGUUACUUCCUAAGAUAUUUCUAAAGACUAGAGAUCUGUUAUUUCAUGUUUUUCUUAGUUUCAUUCAAUAUAUUUUCUUUCAUUUCCAUCGUGGAGAAUUUCUGAUGUAGCGAAACUGACCUUUUUUUCUAGCUGUUAAUCAUAUUUUAACUUUGAUUUUAUGUCUUUAAUGCCGUACCUGUUCAAGGUAUUUUAACAUUAAUUUGAGUUAUUUAUGAUUUACUAAAAGGAAAACUGGACUGUUUUAUAUUUAAAAAGAAAAUAGAUUAAUGUUAAAAAAUUGUAUUUUUAUUACUUCAUGGGUGCUGUUUAAGUCAUGAAAUAAUGAUUAUUUUGUCACUUGCAGGGGAGUGGACAGUUUCUAAACCUAUGCCGACAAAACGUGGAGAUUUUGCAGUUGGGGUGAUUGGGGGAAAGUUUGUCUGUGCUGGUGGAUUAGGUAAACUGUUCCUAUGUUUUUAUUUGAAGUUGGCGAUUUGGGUUGAUGUGAAGUGGGAGACACAGGAAAUAUAUUCUGCUGAAAAACCAUGGCAGAAUAAUUUUUACAUUUGUAAUAAACUUUAUUAACAAUAAUAAAUUAUUCUUUCAAAUGAAAAGCAGUAGCACCCUUAGCUGAAAUUAGGAAUAUUUGGGGCAGUAAAAUUAAAAGAUGAGCUUGGAUUUUAAAAAGAAUAAUUUAAAACGUACUUUUAUGGUCAGUCCUGGCACCCGCUGAACACAUUUAUUUAUUUCCAAAAUAGGAUUGACAACCAGUGGGUUUGAAAUUGAAAUCUUUUUCUUACAGGCAAUGAUGGUAAGCCUUUGAAAGCCGUUGAAGUCUUUGAUGCUGAUACCAACAACUGGACGACUGUGACGGAGAUGCCAUCAAGCCACUGCUCUUGCUCUUACACCAUGGUCGGCAACCGCCUGUUUGUGUGUGGUGGACUCUCGAGUCGUGGUCCCAGCAAUGCAAUGGAAGCUUUAGAUUUCUCAUAGAUUUAAAACUACAUACGUGGUGCGAUUUUUUUUGUGUGUAUGAUUUAGGUCGUCAGAUGACUGCAUUAAGGAGGAU